AUGUCCAUAUAUUGUUGCGAGUGUCCGGUCCAGUUGGAAAGCACCGUGGACAAACAUGCUCGGGCUCCGAAAGGGAUGGAUCGUUCCAGCGACCGUGACCCGAGGCAGGUUCCCAGGACAAACCCAUUGUUUCCCCCACCCCGACAGCGAGAAGAUGAGGAACAGGAGUCACACCGACGACGGCAGUCUCUCCAUGGACGGCCCGCGGCACAACAGCAACGACAACAACAACAACAACAGAUACCACUCCAUCGUCGCAGCAGCUCGGUGCGAUCUAACCUCGAAGUUGCUCCACUGGGGACUCCCGGGGCGCACGAGUUGUCGACCUCGCCCUUUCCUCUGCCUGGAAACAGCUUCGUCCAACGUGCGAUCCAAUACUAUGUCAAGCAGUACUCUCCGACGACGGUUCAGCGUCCUCAUUUUGUGGGCGUUGGCCCGGAUCUGACCCUGUUGCGUGAUUACAUUCCCUUCAUCAUGAACGAUCGUAUGACCUUCUCGGCAGUGGUUGCCAUGGCCUCCUUCGGUGCCAACAUAGCCGCCACUGGUAGUCGCGAGGCUCCCUCGGAAUCUCUGAGGUUCUAUCAGUCGGCUGUUUCAUUGGUCCGCGGGAGGUUGGCCAAUGAGUCGCAGCAGGCCAGUGAUGCCCUCAUCGUGACCCUAGCCAACCUGUGCGCGUUUGAGGCCUUGUCGGGAAACUAUGAGGCGGUUGACAUGCAUACACUGGGUAUCAAGCAAGUGGUCAGUCUUCGUGGUGGCGUGAGCCAAUUAGGUUUCGAGGGAUUUCUGAAGACCGUGGCGACUGCGUGGCAGAACUUUUAUGCAGCUCGACACUCUGUCUCCCUGACCGAUCCGCGCUUCUUUCCUGAGGAUGGCAUCUUCACCUACCCCGAACAUCCCUUCGACCCCGAGUUGUGUGAUGUGAUUUCCCGGUUUCCCUCUGGACUGACCGACAUCGCCUUGUCGGGCAUGCUGAGUCAUCAGAUCAUCAACCUGGUCGCCCAUGUCAACAGCUGGGUCCAGGAGGUGAAUGUCUCUCUCAAAGAUUCGGACGUAUACAGCCUGCAUGAUUUGUCCCAGAGUUCUCGCAACGUCACCCUGUGCGGCGAGUUCCUGCACAAGCGAGGAUUGACCAUGGCCGAGCAGCUCCUCGUUCUGGCACUGACCGCCUUCUGCUAUUCCACCGACUCGACACGCGCCAUGUUUUACCUGACCAAUGCUUUCCUCCAGCUUCGUUGCAAGCACAUGCGGACGCAGUAUAUUGAGGUGACGGAGAGAAACGAGGCAUUUAUCACAUGGGUGUCGACCAUGCUGCUUGCCACGUUCGAACCAUCAGCGCAGCCUUGGUUUUUGGGCCUGUCAAUCCUGCGAGCGCGACCGACCCUGCGAGACUGGCAGGCCAACGUCAGGAUUUCCGAGAACUUUUUCUGGAACGAUGGUCUCUCGCUGAGAACUUGA
Fonsecaea erecta is the source of this 1455-nucleotide messenger RNA. RefSeq lists its product as hypothetical. The record is from RefSeq and is a predicted model, not a curated record. Bases 1 to 1455 code for a protein of 484 amino acids. The transcript is spliced from 6 exons. Lineage: Eukaryota; Fungi; Ascomycota; Eurotiomycetes; Chaetothyriales; Herpotrichiellaceae.